Messenger RNA from Closterium sp. Yama58-4, 5805 nucleotides. The record is from the annotation of a GenBank genome assembly. Lineage: Eukaryota; Viridiplantae; Streptophyta; Zygnematophyceae; Desmidiales; Closteriaceae.
AUGGCGUUCUCCUCCCAUAAAUCCACCUCCGCCUUUCUCCUGCUGCUCGUCGCCUUCGCCACGUGUCAGCCUCUGAUCGGCGAAGCCGCGUCGCGGGAGAGCCUCGUGCAGGCUCUGUCGUCCAGAAUCCGCCAAUCCUUGACGAGAGUCACCUUUGCGGGAAGCGCUAACACCAUCCCGCAGCGGCGAUCGCUCAAGGCCUACACCCCUACCGCCUCGCGCCAGCUCGAGCAACCACUCCAACUUACCUCCUUAACUCGCGUCCCGCUCGACUAUUUCCACGAGUUUCAGACGCCUCGACCAGAAGACGAAGGCGCCACGCUGGCCAAAUGCCACGGCGGCCAAUGCCCGGAAUUUAAGGGCUGCGGAGUUAGAUUCCCGACGCUUAAAGCCUGCUGGAAUCCGCAGUACGUGGAUCCGUUCCGCGGCCCGGGAACCGUCGCGGAACAGAGGCGGCAGCUGCAUCUCCUGCAGAAACGCGGGAGAGGAAACCCCCUGGAUUUAUGCCUGGAGAAUUCAGGUGAAUCGCCAGGUGAUCUGCUGCGGCCAGGGUGUCCCGGCCCGCAGGAUCCCGUCGAUACGGAGACGAUGAGGGUGACUAAAGACUGGGAGAAGAAAUGGGCCGGGCAGGUUUUCGUGCUGGAAAACGUUUACGUGAACUGGCGCGGGCAGGUGUUUAACGAAACGCAUCUCUUCGACCCGUCUGGCUGCAUCACCGAGUUAAACGUCUCUUACCCCGCAGGAACACACGUCACCAUGCACCGUGACGUGGUGAACCUUCUAUCUGACGUGGCAGAUCCUCGUGCUGAGGUGUUCCACGAGCUGACGGAUCUUCUCCCCAUGAUGCUGCCGCUUAAGGAGGUGCUGCCGAAACUUCAAGAUGCGAUCAUAGUGGCUCGGAGCAGAAAGCUCCUAUCAGCCGUGGCCAAUAGGGUUCUCAAACUGCCCGUAACAGACCACGAAGUGCAGGGGGUAAAACCUGGGGUACCCCACCUGUGGUUCGUGCAAAAGCUCUACCAACCCGUCCGGCAGCAAUGCCGCCAGCCCAGCAUGGCCCUGUGGACCCAGUUCCGCUCCAACCACCUCCUCCCUAGAGAUUCCCCCCAAGUCUUCCGAGAAGCCGGUGCUGAGUCAGCAAGUGCUGAGUCAGCAGGUGCUGAGUCAGCGGCAGGGUUGGAGGGCGGCGUGCCGGCGGAUUGGGUGGUGGUGGUGGGUGUUGACGUGGCGGCGCGGGUGGUGGAAGCAGGAUAUAUCAGGGACGCGCUGAGAUUCUUUUAUCCAGAGGACCGGAUUGUACUCUUUAAGAACAACCUCAAUGUCUUGGAAGCCAAGGACCUAUUCAACCGAGCAGCUCUCUUCAUCUCCACAUCAACCUCCGCUCUCGCUCACGUCAUGUUCAUGCCACCCAAUGCCACUGUCCUAGAGCUUCGGGGCGUUCUAGACCCCAGCAGUGCCGCCCAGAAAGCAGGCUCGGCAGGAUCUGUAGCAGCGGAUCCAGACCUGCCGACCAGGCAGCUCGCAGAGGCUUGCGGGCUUCGGCAUUAUCUGCUGCUCUGCGCUGCCCAGCCCGACCCGAAGCCGGCCAAUGGGAACGCGCCGCUGCGCAGCCGAUUAUCUUGCGACAUGUGGCACGUGCGGGAUGUGAUCGAUAGGGUAUCGCACGAUGUGUACACCAGUGAGGUGGUAACCAGAGACACAGUCCGAGCCAUUGCAGGUCCGGCAGGUGGCAGGUUCGGGCUGAAGCAGAAGCUGAUCGGGACGAAGCUGAGGUCCGGGGAGGAGGUCCGGGAGUUCAACGAUUGGAUGGCGUGCGUUGCGAAGAAAGGCCGGUGGGAUUACAACGCGACUCCACGCGUGUUACCUUGGGAAUACAUGGGAAACAUCAACCUGUGCGACCACCGGCAUUGGGACGCAACGCAAGGGCUCAUGCAGAAGAAAUCGGACGAGUAUGCCCUGUCUGGAGGCAACCCUGAGGGGUGGACAGUCCGGGAGACUCUCAAGUACGAUUGGAGGGUACAUGGGAGCUGCCCUAUGCCCGUUCAGGAUCAAGCCUGGGUGCCGUUUCAGCCGACUGAUUUCUGCAGCAGGGUCGGCAAGAAUCGGACUAUUCUGUUCUUGGGAGAUUCUCUCAACGAGCAGUUUUUCGGGAUUUUUAUCAACCAGAUGCUGAGGGACAUUCCAAAGCCGGCUGAUUGGGCGGUGAAGGAGUCAAAGCCGAAAUUCUGCGUUGACUGGGUCAACAACACGGAAAUUCGGCACGAGUUUUGCAGGACCAUCGAGUUUGCCGACCAGCUCGUCCGCUUCGCUCCUCUCGCCUCUCUCUCCUCCUCGUCAGACGUAUCUGUUCCAGCCGGAACGGUGUCUUGCAAGGGGAAACCGUGUCCCGAUUUCUCCCCCUGCCCCGGGUUCGGCGGGAAGGUCGCCACGUGUUGGAAUCCCGCGGAUCCCGUCGAUCCCGAUGCUGACCUGGCAGCGUACGGCCGUACGAUUCUCCUGAACCGUACGCAGGCGCGGAUCCACUUCAGCACGGGAUUUAACCCGCUGGAUGAGUGCUUAGAAGACGACGGGACGCAACCGGGGCACCUAUUGCGACCCGGCUGCCCUCCAGAUGACGACCCGGGACCAAUCACGUUGUCGCUUAGAACGGCCGAGUUACGCGCCGCGCAGGAGCAGGCGCAGAGGGAGGCGCAGGCGCGGCGGAGAUUAAAGUGGGGUAAGGCGGCCAAGAAGGCUCCGGAGCCGGCGGGUGCGCUGUUUGUGUUGAACGACGUGUUUCUGGAUGGCGAGGGGCGCGUGUUCAAUGCGACGCAUCGCUUCGACGUGUCAGGAUGCGCCACGUCAACUUCACAGACGGUGUAUGGAGUGGAUACACACGUGUCUCGCCAGGAGACUGUACUGAAUCUGCUUCUACCGGGUCACUUUAUGGAGAGGCGACCCCUGUACGAUCAGAUUCUCAUGGUGCUGCCGCCCCUGCUGCCUCUGCACCACGUGCUGCCGUCCCUGCGCCGAGCCAAAGUCGUCACUCACGCCAAAAAGCUGCUCCAGCUGCUAAUAUCGCAGCUACUGGGCCUCCCUCUCGCAUCACACUCCUUUCUCUCCACCACCGAUGGCACCAGCAGCAAGUACCUGUGGCACGUGCAGACGCUCUACCAACCAGUCAUACCGCACUGCACCAAUCCCGACCUCCCUCUCUGGAAACACUUCCGCAGACGCUUCCUCCUCCCCAUCCCUCCCCCUCCAGACCCCACCGAUCCCGCCACCCUCACUCCCACCCUCUCCUCCUCCUCCUCCUCCUCCUCCUCCUCCUCCUCCUCCUCCUCCUCCUCCUCCUCCUCCUCCUCCUCCUCCUCCUCCUCCUCCUCCUCCUCCUCCUCUGCACGCUCUCUGACUGAAGACUCUGCUUCCCCCACUGAUGGCCCUGCGUCUGCUCUGAGUGACCCUGCCUCUCCGCUAGAGCUGGUGCCCAAGGUGCCGCCUGGGUUCCUGGAUGGGGCGAGAUCUGUGUUCCCGUCGCUGCCUGCUCUGCCAGUGGAGGGAUACGCGCAGGGAGGGGACCUGCACGGCUCAUGGGUGCCUAUAGGCUGGCAGGUGAGAGUCUAUGUGUGUGCAAGCAUCCCCUCGUCUGCUCUCAAUGACCCUGCCUCUCCGCUAGAGCUGGUGCCCAAGGUGCCGCCUGGGUUCCUGGAUGGGGCUAGAUCGGUGUUCCCGUCGCUGCCUGCUCUGCCAGUGGAGGGAUACGCGCAGGGAGGGGACCUGCACGGCUCGUGGGUGCCUAUAGGCUGGCAGGUGGAGGUGGCACGCGACUCAAUGCGAUGCACUAAAGCGCUGGGGCAGGUAGAAGAGCUGCUGCAGCGAUACUCACCCUCUCAUACCCAUGCUUACACAUAUGCAUUCAUAUCCCUGUGUGGUGCACUUAUGCUUGGAUCGGUGGUGGUGGCUCACGAUUCGAUGCGGUGCACCAGGGCAUUAGGGCAGGUGGAGGAGCUGUUGCACUGGUAUUUCCCUCUCAUUCAUAACCCUGUGGAUGCAUAUGCAUGCAUGUAUACUGCUUCCUGUACUGACAGGGCACUGGGACAGGUGGAGGAGCUGUUGCACCGAUACUUCCCUCCUGACAGAAUCGUCGUCUUCUCCUCCAGCAGAAAGAUCAUGGAAGGGAAACACUUAUUCAACCGAGCAGCACUCUUCAUAACCUGUCUCGGCCUCGCCAUCACCAACACCAUGUUCAUGCCGCCCCGGGCAGCAGUGCUUGACCUGCGCCCGCCCCUCCCCGCCUCACACACCACCCGCUACACCCUCCUCUCCCGCUCCUUCGCCUCCGCCAACGACGUCCGUUCUUUCGUCCUUAUCUGCCAGCCGGGCGGCGACGGUGAUGACGUGGCGGCGGGAUCCGGCCAAUUGGAGUGCAACACGCGGGAGAUUGACGAUGUUAUUGAUCGCAUAGCUCACGAUAUCUACACCUCACCCGCUGCUGUCGCCGCUGCAAUGUCCCCAACCCGCGACGCCGAAGCUGCCGCCGAAGCUCUUGCCGACGCCGAAGCUAGCGGGCGCUCGCUGCUUCGGCCGACGGACCAGAUCCGAGGCUCGGUGCUCCGAACCCCGCUGCAGGUUCAGAAAUUCCGAUCCUGGAUGAAAUGCGUUGGUCAGGAGGGCUACUGGGUAUACGACCCGAAACCCCGCCGAUUACCCUGGUGGUUCAUGGGGAAACCCUACCAAUGCGACUCACCUAUGAGCGGGCGACAUCAUGGGAAAUAUAUGGAAGAAGCAGAUGCGAUCGCGGAUGCAAAAGGGGAUCCCGAGGAGUGGAGUGUAAGGAAAACUCUCAAGUAUAAAUGGGGGGUGCCGGUGAAUGCGUGCCCGAAGGUGCCGGUGCGAUCGUGGGAGGUGGAGGAGGAUGAGGAGGAGGAGGGGGGGAGGAGGUUCCGGGGAAGGGAGGCCAGAGGGGUGGAGAGCGGUAGAGAUGGGCGGGCAACGAUACGGAUGGCGAUGCGGUUUUCCCACUUCAGCUGGAUGAAAUUUUCUCCUAAGAAUUUCUGCGAGAGAGUGGGGCGAGGGAGGUUCUUUCUGUUCCUAGGAGACUCUCUAAACGAGCAGUUUUCAGAGGCGUUUCUGAACAACCUCGUGGUGAAUCUCCCGAAACCGGUUUCCGAGGAGCAUUUGAGGAUGGAGAUUCCAAAAUACUGCUCCGAUUGGCACAACGAUUCGUCGGUCCGGCACGCCUUCUGCAAGUUUUAUUCGGUCAGCGACGACGUCUGCCCGGGGCUCCGGGCAGCUUAUGUUCGAACGGACCAGCUGACGCUGGCGAAUCCCCGCUUGUUCGACCACCAGCCGUGGUCUCGCAUGGAAGUUAUUCGCGAAGCCGACGUUAUUAUAAUCAAUCGUGGGCCGCACUAUGAAGAGGAUGAGCUGUACGCACCGGUGCUCGAACGCGCCCUUAUGUACCUCAGAAGCCGCUUCCCCGAAAAGCUCAUUAUCUGGCGAAACACCCCGCCCGGCCACGCCAACUGCUCUGGUCAGAAAACCCCGCUGAAGAAACGGCAGGAUCCGGGCAUUCUGCCGUAUAACUGGGAUAAAUUCGCGCGGCAGAACAAGCUGGCGGAGGUGAUUGUAAAGAGAUACGGGGCUGCUUAUAUGGAUGUCAAUUCGAUGACUGCGCUGCGGGCGGAUGGGCAUAAGGAGUUUGUGCCGGCGUCUGGGAAGGUGGACUGUUUGCAUUAUUGCCACCCGGGUCCGCUGGAUGGGUGGGUGGAGCAUCUUUACAACACCCUGUCUUGGCUCAUGGCACCGCCUCCACCUGUUACUGCAUGA